GGCCCAUAUCGCGGAGAUCAGGCGGCGUAUGGGCCUGUCUACCGGCACCUUACAAGGCUGGAAUGAAAACAAUCUUGCCAGGGCCCUUGAAGUAAUCUCUAAAGAGAUCAAUCAUGAUUCCACUCAUUUUCUCUUGGAAUUCAUCCAAAAUGCAGACGACAACUCAUACAGUCGUGGAGUUGCCCCAGCCCUUGAGAUCACCUACCAUCGCAACUAUUUACGAGUAGAUUGCAAUGAGACUGGGUUCACUGAAAAUAAUGUGGACGCUAUCUGUAGCAUCGGCAACAGUACCAAGGCUCGGAGUAAUUCUACCAACACGGUUGGCGAAAAGGGUAUUGGAUUCAAGUCUGUCUUCAAAGUAGCAGACAGAGUUUACAUCGCUUCGAAUUCAUACCAGUUCAUGUUUGAUAGGCAUGAAACGCUGGGAAUGAUUGCCCCAAAGUGGGCAUCACUGCCGAUCGAAAGAAAGCAAGGGUACACGACAUUUGUCUUAGAGUAUUCUCCCGAGUACGACAAGUCCGCCUUACGUAGCGAGCUCCAAAAUCUCGAUCCAAGAAUCCUCCUUUUCCUUCACAAAUUGCGAAACCUUACCGUACGGUUUGCGAACCCCGGGGAGGGAAACGAACGGAUUCUUCAACGAGAGGACUCUGGGGCUCCCCUUUGGAUGUCAAACUGGCGAACCGUUGCCCUAAACGUGAAUUAUGAGACAUCUGUUUAUGCAGUUAUGGAUCAUAUUGCAACAUGCUUACCGGCAGACGCGAAACGCGCGAACGCUACUCAAUCCCAGGUCAUCCUGGCGUUCCCCAUUCAUGUGAAUGAUACUAGUUGGACACCAAAAAUUGAACCUCAGCAAGUGUAUGCCUUUCUUCCAAUCAGAGAUUACGGCUUUGAAUUCCUUAUCCAUGCUGAUCUCAUUCUUAACGCCGGCCGAGAAGACAUUGCAGGCCAUUCAGAUUGGAAUAAGGCUCUGCGUGAUGCGUCUCUCACGGCACUAGUCAAAGCAGCAAGCGACCUUGCACAUGGUCCAAUGCCACAUACCUGGUUCCGAUAUCUGCCUACUCGUAUUCAGGAGACAGGAUUUUUCAGAGGGUACGCAGUGGAACUGAUGCAGAAGCUCUCUGUAGAGCCACUACUCAAGAGUCACGCUACUACCUUCGAGCGACCGGAGAAUCUGACAUAUGUACCUGAUGCCUAUCAGCAGGAUCCUGGCGAGGGGAGCUUUCCACUCAUGCUGAGGUGUGAUAACCAAGCGACCUUCCUAGCUUCGCAAUACGACGCAAAGGAUUUAGACAAACUACGACCCUUGGGCGUGGUCGUAAUGGACCUCGCUAGUUUUUCACAGGAGCUCGGGCGCUACGUGAGAGACUCUGCGUCUGAUUUCCGCAACAGGUCGAGUGCCUGGCACUCCAGACUCGCUCAGGUGCUUGCAGCCAAUUUCUACAGCACAUUGAUUCAAAAAGACAUACAUGGGAUGAGGCUCAUCCCCCUCCGAGACGGACAGUGGGUUUCGGGAAGUAGCGGCAAGCUAUAUUUCUCCGGAGAUCAGCAAGGUUUAGCUAUCCCGGACGGGCUUCAAUUCCGAGUCAUAGAUCCAGGGGCCGAAGAUGAUGACAAUCGGGCGCAUCUUUUCAAACUUCUCGGCGUUACUCAGCUGAGUAUUUACAAGGUGUGUGACGCAAUUAUCGAAAUACAGGACCAGGUAUUUUUUCUGCCCUCUGCAAGGGAAUUAUUGUCCCAGGCUCUCUUCCUAUAUUCCGUCAACUACAGAUCCGACAAGCUCAGAAAUAUUUGUCUAGUAGCUGAAGAUGGGGAAUGCAUUCGCGCUGGGAAGUUGUAUGCGGACAUCUCUAUUCGGCAAGUCACAGAAGAGGAGAGGGCGGUUGUCGAAUACCCUGCAAGGUUCUUCCACGAACGAGUUACUGGUUGUCGUUCCUUCAAAUUUCUUCACCACAGCUUUCUGCAUCCAGAGGCUGUUGAAGAUCAACAACAAUGGCACCGAUAUUUACUUUACAAUCUUCAGGUAGCCUAUGCACCGCGCCUUGCGCUGUUGACUGGAAACGAGCCGUCUCAGUUUUCUUUACACGAUGACUUUAACCAGAUCGUUCGAGGAAGCCCUGCUACGACUUGGCUAUCCUUGAUCCGGAAUAACUGGCGACUCUAUUGCGAAUGGCUAGAAAAUGAUGAAACGGAGAGCGAGGAUAGCCGAGCGAACCGAAAUCGUGGCCGCCUUCGGGACCAAUUGGCGGCUGUCGAAGUACAAGACAUUAACGGAAAUCUACACCCUCUGAAAGACACUUUCUUGCCAUUGAGCAACCUUGUCAACCGCUAUCAUGGUGUAGUGCCGUUUUUGGAUAUUAGCAAUCCUGACGACCCCAUCUGGCAGACAACUCUGCGACCGUUCGGUGUUGGAACAGCGGAUGAUUUACAAUUUUACCUCCGAGUCUUGCAGAAUGCAAAAUCGAGAAGAAUCUCAGCUGCAAGAAUCACUGAUAUAUUGACGCAAGUACAAGCACGGGCAGCAGAUGAUGAACUCCAGGUCAGAACCACAUUUCGCGACCAAGCUUUGGUGUGCGUUCCCCAGGCUGAUGGCUUGCACAAUUGGACAGUUUCUACCAAAGUUGUCUGGAAAGGACCCAAAUGCCUCCGAAAGUUUCCCGCCCUUGCUGAGGUCUAUCCCCAGCUAGUUCAACUCUUCUGCAAUACCCUGGGACUCAAGGAUGCUGAGAUUGAACAUUUAGUGAACGAGAUAUCCGAAAUACGGGCGUCGGACCAACUUCCCUACAUUACUGAGUUAUUCUCUGAGCUCGAAAAAAUGAUAAAAGACGAAACGCCAGAGUAUGAGCUUGGAAGGUUGACACCACGUGCUGUGCUGCCUGUACAGGACGGCUAUAUGGUGGCCAGUUCUGCCUUUCGAUUAGUGUCGCCUAAUGCUGGGUCGCAAUGGUACAUCCCGGAUCGACCACACCUAGAGUCGAGCUUCCGGGGGAAAGUUCCUCUACUCGCUUUUCCAGCAAGCGAGGUGUCGAAGUUGAAGCGCCUCAUCAAGCUGCUUCAUCUAGAGUCAAGAAAGCUAGGCAAUUGCGUGACUGGAACGGCUCGAACUGAAGGCAGAAUUCUCCCUUUCCGGGAAUGGACCGACUCGCUCAGAGCCAAAGCUGACUGCAUCUUACGGCUCGUUCCGGACACUACACUCAAUCGCAGACGAAUUUUCCAACAACUCCGAGAAGUAGAAGUAUUCACGGCACCGAAAGUUGUCCAACAUUGGUCCAUCUGGCUCAACGGGGCCGAGACAGUUGGCGAACCUCAAGAUGGACGAGUGGCACUGACGGCUAACGACGACGGCCUGAAAAUAUACUUCUCAGAGAGUUCCUUCGGCACUGCUCGCUGCAGAUGGGAAUUUGCAGAAUUAAUUGCUGAUUUUUGCGGCAUCUCUAAUGACCCUGAUUCCAGGAACAAUAGUAAAUCGCUUCUCCUGCUUAUUCUCAACGAGGGACAGGUCGGUGAGAUCAAUGAGAUUCUGGACACGAACAGCAUUCCACCCCUCCUAUCAGACCACGACCUUGAGGAUGCGGAGAAUGAGCCCAGAGAAGGCAGACACAGGCGAAGCAAUCAGAGCAGUGGGGGUCGAGGUAGAUUUAAUCCCUUUGCCCAUCUUCCAGAUGAAUUGCGAAACCGAAUCCGUGUGUUCGCUGCAGGCGAUCCAAUUCCAAUAGGUCGUAGCCUUUCAGGACAAAACCGAGCGGGUUCUGAAGACUUUAACUUCCCUGACCUCGACAACGUGCGGGUAUUCGGAUUUGGAAAUCGUGGUCCCUUUCGGAGGAGGUCGCCGGACUACACGAUGUUCACGCGCGACAGGCAACAUGCUUCAGCAGGGGAAGUCAUUGUCUCCAAUGCCCUUAAGCAGAUUCUGUGCAGCCGUAAUUCGAGAGGCGAGAUUACGCGCGAAUGGUAUGAACCCACGAAACACUGGACUAGCAUCCACCGUAUCCACAGUGGGCACCCAGCCUACACCUCCCCCAACGAGCUCACCGCGUCCUUCACCAUCCCACAUACGUCGACUUGCCUCGCUUCCACUCUCCUAACGCAGUACCUCUACCUAGUGCAGAACUUCUCCCCUGCUCAGGAGUGGCUCUUAGAACCACCGAAUUUCCACAUCGAGGUGAAAACAACAACUGGAGGUCUGGCAAGCGAUUUCGUGUUCAGUAACGAGGAAUUUGAAAGGGCAAGGAAAUAUAUGGCGGCGAGUAGCGAGCGGCCGAGGGAUGUAGUGGUGCUGGUUAGGGUCUGGAAUGUUGGAGGAGAGGCGCCCAGAGUGGACUUCUUGCCGGAUAUUUGGGGGCAGCUAGAGUGCGGAAGUCUGAGUUUGAGAGGUGCACCUGAGCUUAGAGUGAAGGUGAGAGCUGAGGGGACAGCGUGAGGGUAACGGCUGGUUUAAGCUUGGAUGUGAAGAUUGAAUUCCUUAGGCAAUGACUUAUGGAUAA
Messenger RNA from Lindgomyces ingoldianus, 4481 nucleotides. RefSeq lists its product as uncharacterized. NCBI's taxonomy places the organism in Eukaryota, Fungi, Ascomycota, Dothideomycetes, Pleosporales, Lindgomycetaceae. The transcript is spliced from 7 exons. The record is from RefSeq and is a predicted model, not a curated record. Bases 29 to 4417 code for a protein of 1462 amino acids.